Anarrhichthys ocellatus (wolf-eel) is the source of this 6601-nucleotide messenger RNA. It is a transcript of the gene brinp1, whose product is annotated as bone morphogenetic protein/retinoic acid inducible neural-specific 1. The record is from RefSeq and is a predicted model, not a curated record. The coding region runs from base 565 to 2850 and encodes 761 amino acids. The transcript is spliced from 10 exons. Lineage: Eukaryota; Metazoa; Chordata; Actinopteri; Perciformes; Anarhichadidae. Gene Ontology annotation, biological process: cellular response to retinoic acid; negative regulation of mitotic cell cycle; positive regulation of neuron differentiation. Gene Ontology annotation, cellular component: dendrite; neuronal cell body; cytoplasm.
CAAGAGGGUUGCCUCUAUGCAACUGUGAUUCGCUGGGAGGAAGUCUCUGACGGUUGUUUUUGCUCCUUCGCGUCAAAAGGGCCAGCUGAGGUGGUUUGGGCAUCUGAUUGGGAUGCCUCCUGGACGCCUCCCUUCAGAGGUUUUACCGCCACGUCCAACUGGUAGAAGGCUCCCGGAUAAGGAGAAACGAUGAUGGAUAACUUUAUGUUGGAAUUUUUCAAAAUUGACUCUGGUCUGCUUGGCCUCCUCACAUGGUUGACGGGGCAUAAGGAGGAGGAGGAGGAGAAGAGAGGGCAUCUGACUGGGCGCUGUUGCAGUCCAUCGACUGUUUUCUUCAGAGAGAAAGGUCAGAGGAUACAGUACGGUGGGACACCUGCUGAAGGUACGGUGUGAUGCUGAGACUGAUUGUAGUGAGGAGGCUGCGUGUCCAUCAUAUUCUGCACACUUGUCUUCUCCCAUCGGGUCGGAUGACACAACCUGGCUACGCACCGACAUGCUGCUGACAGAUGGGCAGGUCUCCACAUAAUGGAGCGAGAAUGAACAGAGAGCGGCUUAAAAAAAAGCAUGAACUGGAGGUUUAUUGAGGUCAUCUGCUUCCUGUUUAUAUGGGACCAUAUAACAGUUCAGGCUUCCCGCCAGGACCCGUUGGCCACUGAACAACAUGUCACCAAGCAAUAUGACUGGCUCAUCUCUGACCGUGGACCUUUCCACCACUCUCGGAGUUAUCUGUCCUUUGUGGAAAGAUUCCGCCAAGGAUUUACGACCAGAUAUAAAAUUUAUAGGGAAUUUGCACGUUGGAAGGUGAGGAACACAGCGAUCGAGAGAAGGGACCUGAUCCGGAACCCCGUGCCACUCAUGCCUGAGUUCCAGCGCAGCGUACGCUUGCUGGGCCGCAGACCCACUACUCAACACUUCAUCGACACCAUCAUCAAGAAAUAUGGAACCCACAUUCUCAUCUCAGCCACCCUUGGAGGAGAGGAGGCACUGACUAUGUACCUGGCCAAAAACAAGCUGGACAGGAAGCUUGCCAACGCUACUCAGAACGUGGAAGCCCUUCAUCAGCUGGCCUCGUCCUACUUCAUUGACCGUGACGGGACGAUGAGGAAGCUGCAUGAGAUCCAAAUUUCCACCAAUGCCAUCAAGGUGACAGAGACGAGGACGGGGCCCCUGGGAUGCAGUAGCUAUGACAAUCUGGACUCAGUCAGCUCAAUCCUUCUGCAGAGCCCUGAGAGCAAGCUUCAUCUGCAAGGUCUUCAGGUCAUUUUCCCAGAUUACCUGCAGGAGAAGUUUGUCCAGUCGGCCCUGAGCUACAUCAUGUGCAAUGGAGAGGGGGAGUAUGUGUGCAGUAACAACCAGUGCAUCUGUCAGUGUGCCGACGAUUAUCCACAAUGCAACUGUCCCAUCACCGACAUCCAGAUCAUGGAGAACACCCUGUUGGGGAUGUCUGAGUCCUGGGUAUCCUCUUAUAAAGACUUUGAGAACUCUGAUGAGUUCAAGUCCUUCCUGAAGAGGCUACCCUCCACUCACUUUCUGCCCAUCAGCAGUGUGCAUCUCCUGUGGGGCAGCGACUGGGACCUUCAGGCCCGCUACAGGCUCCUGCAGAGUUCCCUGGAGAUCCAGCGGCUCAAGAUCCAGCGCACCGCCCGCAAGCUCUUUGGCCUCAGCAUCCGUUGUCACCACAACCCCAACCACCAGAUGCCUAGGGAGAGAUCUGUGAUGCAGUGGCUCAACAGGGUUCAGUCCUUCCUCUACUGCAAUGAGAACGGGUUCUGGGGGACCUUCCUGGAGAGCCAAAGGACAUGCGUGUGCCACACAGGCGUCACGCUGUGCCAGCGACCCAUCCCGUGUGUCAUAGGUGGCAACAACAGCUGUGCCAUGUGCAGCCUGGCAAACAUCUCCCAGUGUGGCUCCUGCAACAAGGGCUACAAGUUGUACCGUGGUCGCUGUGAGCCCCAGAAUGUGGACUCAGAACGUAGUGAGCAGUUCAUCAGCUUUGAAACUGAUCUGGACUUUCAGGACCUGGAACUCAAAUACCUGUUGCAGAAAAUGGAUUCGCGACUGUACAUUCACACUACUUUCAUCAGUAAUGAGAUCCGACUAGAGACCUUCUUUGACCCUCGAUGGCGUAAGCGCAUGUCCCUGACGCUCAAGAGUAACAAAAACCGGAUGGACUACCUCCACAUGAUAAUCGGUCUAUCGAUGAAGAUCUGCCAGAUGCGAAAUAGCAGCAUUGACCCCAUGUUCUUUGUUUAUGUCAACCCAUUCAGUGGUAGUCACUCAGAAGGCUGGAGCAUGCCCUUUGGAGAACAUGGUUACCCGCGCUGGGAAAAAGUACGACUGCAGAACUCCCAGUGCUUCAACUGGACUCUCCUGCUGGGCAACCGGUGGAAGACCUUCUUUGAGACGGUGCACAUCUACCUGCGUAGCCGUGCUAAGAUCCCAACUGGCCUACGCAAUGACACAGGACAGGGUCCGGUGGAUCUCGGAGACCCUAACAAGCGCCAGAUCUACAUAAAAAUAUCUGAUAUUCAAGUGUUUGGCUACAGCCUGCGCUUUAAUGCCGACCUGCUCCGUAGUGCCGUACAGCAGGUUAACCAGUCGUACACACAAGGAACUCAGUUCUACUCAUCCUCAUCUGUUAUGCUCCUGUUGCUGGACAUUCGGGAUCGAAUUAACCGCCUUGCACCUCCGUCUGCACCUGGCAAACCCCAGCUGGACCUCUUCUCUUGUAUGCUAAAGCAUAGGCUCAAGCUCAACAACAGUGAGAUGAUUCGAGUAAAUCAUGCCUUGGACAUGUACAGCACAGAGAUUCUAAAACAAUCAGAUCACCUGACUGCUAAACUCUGUUGAACAUAAUAACACAAACACAAGGACGGCAAACUGAAACACCCAACAAAUGAACUAUGAGGGGAAAUUAAUCCUAAUUUUUCUUUCUCUUUUUCAUUUUUGGACCUUUUCUGCCUUUUGAUGUAAUAUUAACUUUGUAAGCAUAAUUCUUAAAGAGAUAAAGGAAAAAGGCAUUGAUGAAAAGCAUUUCAGAUAAGAUAACGAAGAUCAAUGGAACCACUAUAAAGACUGUAUCAUAUUUGUCCCAGCAUGUCUGUCAUUCCCUAAAAGAACUUAAAAGAGAGAGAAAAAAAUGAAAUAUAAAAUCUAUGUACUGGUGAAAAAGAGGCCUUGAUUUUACUCUGAGGGAUCAAAGGUUAUAUCUGAAACUGCCAUUGUUUACUGAGAAAAACAUUUUUAAAGUAAUAACGAUAUAACACAAGGGCAGACCAGAUAUCCUUUUAUUUCAGCUAAUGUGCAAAAUAUUUCAGAUAUAAUGGACCGUUUAAUAUUUAAAAAAAAAAAUAUUUCUACAUUGUAAGGAUUAAAUAGCCCUAGUGAGUAAGUAGGCAACACAUUACUUCUAGACUCUUUAUUACAUUUCAAACCCACAGCAAAUCUGCAUUGCUCUUCGUGAGCUAUGAGGCACUCUCUCAUAGUUCUGACACAUAAGGCACACAGCACGGCAGUAACGGAUCGUCAUGUCAAAUAACAAAAGCCAGCUGUUUAUAUAUAUACAUAUAUAUGUGGGUGAAUGUACGUGUGCGUGCGCGUGUGCAAAUGUGCGUGUACAUUUUCUUUGGCUUGAUGCUUAUUGCUGUUCGUUAAUUGAAUGUGUCAUUUGAGAUUUGACUCCAGUCUAAGCAAAAUCUUGCAUUUGGAGCGCUUCUUCCCGUGUUUGAAAUUCAAGCUGUGUUUUUCACAAGGCAGUACCUCCUGGUGCGUGAGUGCAAUAUUGUGGUCUGAAGAUUUAACAAUCAAUGCUAUUUUGUACAGCUUUGCAAAAUGUACAUGUUGUGACUGCUGAUUUGUGGAGCUUUUCAGCACCAAGAGCAAAAUGUAAACAUUCAUCAUUCAGACACAUUUGCAAGACAACUUAAAGCCAUACACUUCCCUGAGGUAGACAUACGGUAAGACAUAAAGUUCAUGACAAAAAGUAUGUACGUGAAAAAAAAUUUAAAAAAUGUUCCAUUUUUAUGGUUUUAUUUUAUUCUCUCAGUUUUUAGAUAAGAGCACAGCAAAAAGGGAGAUGACAAGGGAAGGCAUAUUAUGUUGGAUAAGAAUUGUGUUGUAAAGCCACUGAAUUUCUCUGUUGUGCCACAGGAAGAAAAAAAGAAAAAAAAAAGAAAUGGUUAUAUUAAAGCUUAAAAUACCUUUUUGGCAGUGUUUAAUCUGUAAGCUUUUUAUGACCACAUGUAAAGAUUUCCAUUUUUCUCUCAAGAUAUGGAAUUUAACCUUGUUUUUGCAUGUUGCUGGAAACAUCAACAGAGCUGCAACUGUGUUUAACACUCUAAAUCAUCAAACUGAAAUAUGAAAUACUACCUAUGUAUUGUCGGUCACACUUUAUUUGGGUAAUCUGAUGCUGAGACAUUGCUAUUGCUGUUUAGUUUUUGUAGGUCCACUCCAUUACCUGCAUGUUUGUUAACAACAACAAAGGCAAGGCCAGUCAUGUCAUACAACCCUGCUGUUCUAGCCGUUGGUGGGGUUGAACUUAAAAAAAAGAGGAGAUUUCAUUUUUGCUGCCGUGGCUCCCAAACUCUGGAAAAUCCUUCGUCCCAGUGUAAAAGCUGCCAGCCCAUUUGCAAGAAUUUAGACUAACGUCAAACAAAUGUUCUAUUCUUCAGAUUGUUCUGUUGUUUUUAAUGUCUGUUGGGUCUCUUAAUGUAGCUAUAGUUUGGUUCCCUUGGUACUUUUUGUUUCAUUUUGUGUUCUUGUAAAUAAUUGUUGUUCUUUUACAUUGUGAUGUCACUCGUCUUGUGGGGUCAGCUGAAAGCAGAGGCAUGUAAUACAGGAACAACCGUGGUGAGUUGUGACAUAAACAUGAACCAGGUUGCAAUUCCUCCAAUCCAAUACGUCUUGAAAACAGUGGUCAAAUUUUGGGGCAUCGAUUAAGCAAGAAAUUGCAGCAGCCCUGGAAUAAAACCUGUUUCUGAUUCUUACGGACGGAUCUUUGUCAGCUGCAGAUUUUACUGCAUCCACAAUCACAGCUUUGAUGUGCAUUCUUGCCGUGAUGUAACUGACAGAAUAAUCUCUGGCUUUGUGUGGCGAUGAUUAUCCUUAUCUUUUGUUUUGCUGUUGCUAGUCUUUUCGUGAAGCACAUUUAACUCUUGAGAGGUGCUUUAUAAAUAACAAUUUAGUCAGAUAUGUAACUAUGUUUCACUACAAAUCUCAUCAAUUUCAGGUGAUUCUGUAGUCUGGAAAAUAGUUUACCAAUUUCCAAUUUACGGGUUAGCGUGCGUAUAUGUGGUGGCUGGUUCAGGAUGACUGAGGCUCAGGUUGUCAGGCUCAGCUCUGUGUUUUCAAAUCAAUCUCACAGCACGAUACUUUCACCAGUCUAUUUCUUUUGUCAGGUCAAUACCUCAACAUCCGUAAAGGUGCAUUUAGUGAGUGAGCAGUUACCGCUGCAAUGCUAUUGUUUCGAAUUUGCAUAGGACGGCAGCACUGCCUCUAGGACAACAGCAGCAAGGGGAGAGAGAACCAGUGGAUACCUUUCAAAUGUAUUGUAUCGUGACCAAUCUGCUCGGGUGUAGAUGGUAACUGCAAGCUGUCUCAAAGCUCCUUGGUAUUGUUGUUUAUCAGGCCAAGUUAUGAAUUUUGAGCUUAUUUUCAGCAUGCUUAUGCUAAUUAAUGGUAGACUGUACACUUUUGCAAAUAUGUUAGGAUCCAUAGCAUUGCCAUUCUAACAUUUGCAUGCUAACAGUAUCUCCUAAUGGAUUCUUUCAAGAUGCCUGAGAUGGCCACAAGCCUGCAGUCAAUAGAUAUGCAGUAAAUUGGGGACUUGAUUGUUCAGCAUUAACAUUGGACUAUCCAAAUGAAUUGUUACAUUCUUAUUAUUUAUAUUAUUAUUAGUAUUAUUAAGUGCCUGUUAUCUAUCCCUUUAACACGUUUAGAGCUGGAGAAAACUUUUAGAUGUUAUACAGACGAGUGACACUGAAUUAGCUUCAGAAUUUAGGACCAUAAAUGCUGAUCUAAUAAACACUUUUCAUCUCCUCCUGAGAUCUACCCCUUUCAGAAGGUUUGUGCAUGUGGGGAAAUCAAACACCAGACAGAGGGUCAAAGGAUGACUUGAAGUUUUGGUUGACAUUUUUUGUCCCCUGUUGUACAAUGUAUCUGUAAAUAUGAACUCUGUUACAGUAACAACCUCUGCUACAGUAACAUUAUUAUAAUAAUAUAACAGUAUUGAAAGGGAAUACAAAGACUACUUUAAAAAAAAGCCCUCCAUUUGAGUACAUCAGCACAAAGUACAGGGCACUCAUGUCAAAUGUAUCUAAUUAGAUUCAUGACAAUGUAUGACUGUUUUUAUAUUGUCAAAACAUUCUGUACAUUACGAUUUAGUUUUGAGCCACCGCAAGGUCCAUAAAACAAGCACAUUUACUCGUAUGGCAUUAUGCUACCACAGUGUUGCUUACAUGUAUCCAUGGAUAUGUCUGAAGAUUUUUACACCUAAUACCUUGCCUAUGUACUUUUUUGCUGUUCUGUUGACACCAUUAUAUCAGCUUAUUUCAAAUGAAUGUUUCAUAUAAUAAUCUAUUUCUCAUUAAAAGGCUAUAUUUAA